Messenger RNA from Microdochium trichocladiopsis, 591 nucleotides. RefSeq lists its product as uncharacterized. The coding region runs from base 1 to 591 and encodes 196 amino acids. The record is from RefSeq and is a predicted model, not a curated record. Lineage: Eukaryota; Fungi; Ascomycota; Sordariomycetes; Xylariales; Microdochiaceae. The transcript has a single exon.
AUGACGCGUUGUCCAACAUCUGCGGCCUCUACACCUGCCGGCGAUCUGGUGCAUACAGCAAGUGGAGUGGCGCCAAUUAGACCCAGCCCCGCGGAGGUGGGGACUCUUCUCCAGGUGCGUAAGUCUCAAGUGACCGCCGCCCUUUUCUGGCUACGAAAGCACAAUCCCCUCUACAAGGACAUAGAAAUCAACCAGGAUGAAAUACAGGGCUGGCAAUACGCCGAGGACUCGACAGUUCCCGCCGUUCUCAUGGAGCGGAUGCGGAGAGAGGAACCCUCGGUCGUGGAAAAGACCUACACAGACCCCAUCGUCCCAAAUACCGAUCGAGGAUUAGAGGAGAAUGGUUUCACAGACAUUGAAGAGCUCCUCGCCUCGGUACGAGCAGAUCCAAGCGACGAUACCUCCCCGUCGGAUGACAAUGCAUCAGAGGAACAGUCUCACCCGUUGGCUGAGGAUUUCCGUGCGCCAGGUCUUGGCCCAAGGAGUCGUGGCCGCGGCGAUGAUGUCGUCUACGAGACUUCAACCUCCGGAAUGGUUCCUUUUUGGAGGGGCCGGCCGCUUUUUCUGAGGUCGAAAGGCUGUCCUUCCUAG